AUGGGGCCGCGGCUGCUGCUCGCCACGGGGCUGCUGCUCGCCGCUAGCACCGGGAGCGCUGCAGGUGACAGCUCACAGCAGCACAGUGAAGAAUUAGGACACUCCUGGUCAGUGACCCCGUGGGUCCUGAGGGAUAACCGGACACUCAGCUUGGCAGAAGCGACCCAGGGGGGGUUCCCCGCCCGUCUGGCAGUCCUGCUGGAGCUGGAGGGGAUGAGGCUGCUGCUGGAGCUGGAGCAAAACUGGGAGCUGGUGCAGGGCACCGGGGUGCUGCUCUAUUACCUGCCUGAUGGCACACGGGUGAUCCAGGAGCCCAGCAAGCAGGAGCACUGCUGCUACCAGGGGACAGUUCAGGGUUUCCCCGGCUCCUGGGCCAACCUCUGUGCCUGCACUGGACUCAGUGGCUGCCUCCGGCUGUCAGACACCAGGAGCUACACACUGGAGCCAGACACCAGCAGCCCCCCAGGGCCACACGUGGCAUCCCACCUUCGGGUCCAGCUGGAGCCACAGAGCUGCAGGCAGGGCCCCCGCCCUGGGCCAGAGGCAACAGAGCCCCUCUGGCCACAGAGGGGCAAGCGGGCAGCGGCAGAGCAGCGCUUUGUGGAACUGGUGAUGGUGGUGGACCACGCUGCGUUCCAGAAUUACCCCAGCCUACAGCGUGUUCACACUCGGACCCUGGAAAUAGCCAGCCAGGUGGAUGUGUUCUUGCGCCCACUGGGAGUGCGGGUGGCCCUGCUGGCAGUGGAGAUCUGGAGCGAGGGCAACAAGAUCACGGUGGGCAGCAGUGCCCGGGCUGUGCUGGAGCGGUUCCUGCGCUGGCGCCGGGAGGAGCUGCUGCCCCAGCUGCCCCACGACAAUGCCCAGCUCCUGACGGGUGCCCACUUUGAUGAUGUCUCAGUGGGGAUAUCGACUCAAGCCUCCAUGUGUUCCCCCACACGCUCCGGGGGGGUCAGCAUGGACCACUCCAUCAGUGUCCUUGUCAUCGCCUCCACCGUGGCCCAUCAGCUGGGGCACAACCUGGGCAUGCGCCACGACAGCACCGGGCGUUUCUGCGACUGCGGCGACCUCCGGCACGACCGCAGCUGCAUCAUGGCACCGCCUACGGGGUUGACACCUGGCUUGAGCUUCAGCAACUGCAGCCAGCAGGACCUGGAGCACAGCCUGCAGCAGGGCCAGGGCUGGUGCCUCUCCAACGUCCCCGAGCCCCAGCUCCUGACUGGGAGCCCCACCUGCGGGAACCACUUUGUAGAGCUGGGCGAGGAAUGUGACUGCGGCCUCAGCGUGGAGUGCACCGAUCCUUGCUGCAACAGCAGCUCCUGCCAGCUGAUGCCAGGGGCCAUGUGUGCCACCGAGGACACCUGCUGCCAGGACUGCCAGCUGCGCCAUGCUGGACACAUGUGUCGGGAGCUGCUGGGCGAGUGUGACUUGCCCGAGUUCUGUGAUGGGGUCUCACGGCACUGCCCCCCUGACACCUUCCUCCAAGAUGGGCAGCCCUGUGCCAGCGGGCGGGCACGCUGCUACAGUGGGGCCUGUGCCACCUAUGAGGAGCAGUGUCAGCAGCUGCUGGGGCCAGGUGCCAGUCCUGUCUCCAGCUCCUGCAUGGCUGCCCUGAACACAAGAGGGGAUGAACGUGGGCACUGCGGGCAGUUCCCCAACGGCUCCUAUGCCACCUGCACACAGCAGGACAUCAGCUGUGGGAUGCUGCAGUGCCAGCGCAGCAGCUCCCGUGGGGACAGCCCAGAAGGGUCAUGCCAGGGGACGCCCCUGCCUGGGGACAAGGAUGUGACCGAUGUGGCCAUGGUGCUGCCUGGCACCACCUGUGGCCCCGGGAAGAUGUGCCUCCAGCACCGGUGCCAGGACAUCUCCAUGCUGGGUGACCAGCAGUGCCAGAGCAAAUGCCAUGGGCAUGGGGUGUGCAACAACCACGGGCACUGCCAUUGUGAGCGGGGCUGGGCCCCCCCAACCUGUGACAGCCCCGGCGUGGGCGGCAGCCAGGACAGCGGCCCUGCCGGCCUUGAGCGAGGUGAGGGACAAGGCAAGCGCAGAGAAUGGGGCUUUGUGCGGGUGUCGGGGGGGUGA
This is a messenger RNA of Sturnus vulgaris (Common starling), 2079 nucleotides long. It is a transcript of the gene ADAM15, whose product is annotated as ADAM metallopeptidase domain 15. Gene Ontology annotation, biological process: innate immune response; integrin-mediated signaling pathway; proteolysis. NCBI's taxonomy places the organism in Eukaryota, Metazoa, Chordata, Aves, Passeriformes, Sturnidae. The record is from RefSeq and is a predicted model, not a curated record. Gene Ontology annotation, molecular function: integrin binding; metalloendopeptidase activity.